Messenger RNA from Brugia pahangi, 1284 nucleotides. NCBI's taxonomy places the organism in Eukaryota, Metazoa, Nematoda, Chromadorea, Rhabditida, Onchocercidae. The record is from the annotation of a GenBank genome assembly.
AUGGCUGAUGAGUUGGAACCAUUGUGUAUUCCAGUGGGUCUUUACGUGAAGCCAUCAGCCAGAAUGACGGUCACUGUCUGUCUGCCUCCGCUGAAACAACCUGGACAGUCGAUCUCUAACUGGGAUUUGAUGGAGAAAAUCAAAAAAGCCGUUAGUCCUAUAGAGCUUUCAUCAAUUCGUGUCAUGACAAGUACUAUCGAGUUGGUUCGCUUCGAGGCAGAGCUCCCCAACCGCAAGAUUCUUGCUAAGGUCAUUAAAGCUUUGGAUGGUUAUACGUUGAAAGUAAUGGGUUUUUUUGAGCCGCUAAAAGUCCGAGCAGCGGAAGCGAAGUCGGAUUUUCCUACCCGACAUGAUUGGGAUGAAUUCUUUCGAAAUUCAGAUAAUAUGAAUGAACGAGAACCCGGUGAACGACCCGAUACUAUUUAUUUAGCGAAAAUGCCAUCGAAUUGGUUUAAGGAAUGUGGCUCCAGUGAUGAUUCAGUACCUAAUGAACAUGUUCUUCAAAAUGUCUUCGAACGUUUUGGAACAGUUCGCUGUGUUGAUAUCCCAGUUUGCGAUCCGUAUAGAAGGAAAAUGUCUUCUAAAAUAUCUGGUAUACGUACCACAGGUUUCUCAUUCGGACAGGAGGUAUUAUUUGAAGGAUAUGUACAAUUUGUAGAAUAUAUAUCAUUCGUCAGAGCUAUGGAUUUUUUGCGUAACAAGAAGUUAGUGAAGAAAAUGCCGGAUGACAGGAUUUUCGAAGCAGCGAUCAAAGUUGAUUUUGAUAAAAGUAAACAUUUGUCAAACAAAAACAUACAUAAAAGAUAUGUCGAAAGAGAACGAUUGAAGGAAUUAGAGAAGCAAAAAAUUUCAGAAGAAUGUCAAGAUCGUGAAAAAGGUGAGGGAAAUAAAACAAAUACCAGAAAAGAAUACGUCGAUCGUAGACCACAAAGGGAAGAGAAACACAGCCGAAAACGAAAUCAAAAGAGGCAACUAAAGAAGGAACAUCAAUUAAAUGAAAUGAUCGCGGAAGAAGGAAGAAAAUUGGUAAUUGCGCGGCGGAAACUGGAAUCAAGAAGACUGCUUUCGACACUUUUUUGGAGAAUUGAGGCAAAACUGCGAAAGAAAGAUUCUAGAAUGAAAAUGAGUCCGAGGAAUUUAGAAGAAGAUUUACAAUCGGAACUAGAAACGAAGCUAAGACAAGCUCUUCUUCGGGAACAAGAACAAAGAUUGCGAAAACGAAUUGAAGCUAAAAUGAUGCUUGGCAAAUCACAUGUCACCAACAGUGGAGGUCGACGAGAUUAG